GCGCUUCAAACGACGUUUCGAGUCGGAUCGCCGAGCAUCAAUCAAUGCGCUUCGUAAACCUCCUUGUUGCGCUCAGCCUCAGCGCCUGGGACGCUGCCGAUGGCACCUGCGCCAACAUGUGCUCGGGGCAUGGCACGUGCGGCGCGGCCAACAAAUGCACGUGCUUUGCCAAUUUUAUGGGCGCCGACUGCUCGCGCCGCGCCUGCCCAAAGGGCAUCGCGUGGUCCGACAAGGCGUUGGCGGCCAACACGGCCCACUCGAUGAUGGAGUGCUCGAACCGAGGGACGUGCGACUACAUCAAAGGAGUGUGCACAUGCGCUGAUGGAUUCGCCGGGGACGCGUGCCAGCGAAGUGUGUGCUUAAACUCGUGCUCGGGCCACGGCAUGUGCCAAUCGACGGCCAUGAUGGCGCUCGCGCACGGCCGAGACACUGGCACCGGGUCCGGUCCAGCGUACACCAACUGGGAAGCCAACUCGAUGAUGGCGUGCUUUUGCGACUACGGUUACCAAGGCCCCGACUGCUCUCUGCGCAUGUGCCCCAAGAACGACGAUCCGCUCACGACAGGCCAGACGUACCGGAGCGUGGUGUUGACCGUCGCCGGUGCCGGGUCGGCGCUUGCGGGCACCGUGACGUUUACGUUCAACGGGCGCUCGGUGACGAUGCCGGCGAAUGGCAACGCCAACUCGAAUGCGAUUUGUGCGGCGGCGAUCAGCAGUCUUAGCACUGUUGGGAGUGCGACGUGCGUGCAAGGCGCUAUCGACGGCACGACGGGCGGUGCGUCGUAUACGAUUACGUUCACGUCGUGGCCAUUGACGCCGGUGGAGAACAAUGUGUUUACGCACGACGGGAACCCGGCGCUGAGUCAAUUCAGUUGCAACGUGCUCGGUGUCACGAGCAGCAACACGCCGUCGUGCAGCCUUGUCGACGGCAACACGGCCAACCUCGUCGAGUACGCGUUUUGCUCGAACCGCGGCAUUUGCGACUUUGCCACUGGUCUCUGCACGUGCUUUAUGGACUACAAGGCGAUCGACUGCAACCAGCCGAGCAACAUCCCCGACAAUCUGGACCAGCGCGACGGGUUCCUCAUCGAGCCAACGGGGACGACGUUCCAAGGCACAGCACUGCGCAUCCACACGAUCAAGGGCAGUGCGACGGACUUUCAAAUGGUGCAGAUCGAAGCUAGCGCGGUUACGCUCUUCUAUAUGGACGGCGCGGGCCACACGUACUGGAACACCGGCAACGUCCGCAUCCAGUCGGGUACUUUGUUUGUUCAAUCGGGCGCGACGAUCCAGACGGGCGGUCUCCAAGUCGUCGACGGCGGCGCGACGGUGUCGGCCUCGGCUCAAAAUGCAGCCGUCCUCGGUCUCGUCGCUGGACACGCCUCGUAUACGAGCAACGUACUCCUGCUCCAAGCCACUCGCGCGGGCUCUAGUGCGUUCAACUUGAUUGCUGCGUACACGUCGGGACUGUCGACAGCGGUGUUUGAUGUGCGUGGCGACGGCCGGACGACGGUACGUCGCGGUGGUUUCGAGGUGCUCUCGGGGGGCGCCACGAUCACCGACACGACGACGGCGACGACGACGACAACGGUUCAAAGUACCAACGCCGCGUUCACGGGCACGGUGCUGUCCGUCUUGGCGGCAACGGCAUCGGCCUACCCCGCGACAGACUAUUUUUUACUCAAAUGCACGGCUAGUAGUACGGUCGCGUUUGCUGUCGAGUCGUCUGGGCGCACGACCAUCAGCAACGGCGGUGCCAGUGUGACCAACCAAGAUCCGACGGCGGCCGCGUUGACAGUGACCUCCACCGACAACGCGUUCGGUGGCACCGUGGCGACGAUUCAAACAAGCCGUGCCGCCAACACAGGCUUCUACCUACUCGAAGCCAAAGCCAACAACAUUCAGCUUUUUUCCGUCCACGGCUCUGGCCUCACCAAGGUGUGGGUCGGAGGCUUCGAGGUUGUCAUGGGUGGCGCCACGAUUUCCAACGGCGGUCUUCUCGUCGACGCGGGUGGUGCUGUCAUCAAAGCGGGUCUUCAAGUCGCGACCGGAGGAGCUACGAUUUCUACCACGGGCCUCGUUGUCGAAGACGGUGGUACGUCGAUCACGCAAAAGGCCACUUCGGUCCAUGCGGCAGCCGUGUACGCCACCGAUGCGGCUUUUACAAAAGCCUUGUUGUAUCUCGCAACGACAGCUGCUACGGCUCCUCCCUCCUUCUACAUCCUCCAGGCCGAGGUGAUAGUGGGGACACCGAUAUUUGACAUCCAGGGAACUGGCGACACGACGCUGCACCAAGGCAACCUCGUCGUGUCGACAGGGACCGCCUCCAUUGCUGGCGCGGUGACGGCAUCGAGCACGCUGCACGUCGUCGGGGCGACGGCCCUCGAUUCUACUCUUGCCGUGACUGGCGCGCCAUGA
This is a messenger RNA of Saprolegnia diclina VS20, 2417 nucleotides long. RefSeq lists its product as hypothetical. The record is from RefSeq and is a predicted model, not a curated record. The transcript is spliced from 7 exons. Lineage: Eukaryota; Oomycota; Saprolegniomycetes; Saprolegniales; Saprolegniaceae. Bases 45 to 2417 code for a protein of 790 amino acids.